GUCAAAACUAUGUUUUCAAAAAGAAAACGGAAAACUCUUGAGGGUUUAAUCUUAGAAGAGAGAAUAAAUCAGCUCGGCCAAUAUUACAUGCCAAUGGAUCUCAAUCCACUGUUUAAAAGUCAUAAAGUAAAAGCUAUAAAAAGGACAAAAUACAUUUUGGUACAUGCGUCAAGAUCUAGUUUGCAGAAUAGUAAUUUUCAAGAAAUACUACGUUGCUCUUUAACUUUAGUAUACUAUUUUGCGAUGAGAUUGAAAAUUAGGAGACGCACUGGUCGAUGCUGGAACUGGUAUGGUCGAAGACAGUUUAUACGUGCCGAGCAACUGUUCCACAAAGCUAUGGCGAGUUUGCAACCAGAACGCAGUGAAGAUUCCAUUAAAGUAACAUUGAAUUUCUUUACCGAAGUAUCAUUAUGGCCUUUUGAAAGUUUCGUUCAGCAAAUAUUAGAAAUUGUGUUAUACUAUAAUCGUGGUAAAUCUACCCUAUUCUAUCUGAUGCUAUCUGAUAUUCAUUGCAUUUUAUUUACCGAUGUGGUAUCAGCUAGACAUCGUAUGAGAGUACUUUACGAACUACUGCAGAGUGAAAACUGGAUAAUUGAUAAGCAAAAGUUGCUUCCUUUCAUUGUAAGGUUUUUGAAUUUUUUCGCAUACAGUAUCGAUAAAGGAGAGGAUAAAGUACCAGCCUAUAGAUAUCUUAAAAAAGGCUUUGAAGUUUGUCUCAGACGAAUAUUCGAAAGAGCUGAAAACCGACAUAGACUGACUAUUAUCGCAACUAUGCUGAACUGGUUUUAUAUUGUUAACAUGAGUGAUGAUGAUAUAUUUGAGUUUUCCUCAUUAUUGGACUACGCUGCGCAGUUGUAUCAAGUCAAAAUGUACAGCGAGAGCUUUAGUGAAGGUCUAUUCGAACACGUAUUAAAAAAUUUGAUAGGUUCACCUAACACUUUACACAGCCUUGUUGGUAUUCGUUUGCUGAUGAGAUUCCUCGACCGACAAUGUAAUGCUCAAUAUCUCGUUGUGCCGACAAUUUAUUACAGUUUCUCUCAGGUGAAUUUAAAGAUUGGCGUAUACGACAGCGGAGAUAAAGCAUUUAUACGUCAACAUCGAGAGAAAUUGCACAAUUAUUUCCUUAAAGCUGUCAAACAGCACUAUUAUAGUGCUGUUAAUUUAAAAGCUAUAUUUACAGCGAUAAGCUGUAUCGUGCUGGAAGUGCCUUGUGGAUUGACAGCGGCUGCUGCAGCUUGUAUGGUCAUGGUUAUCCAGGACUUUGCGAUAAAUGCUGACGAUAUACCAGUUAGAUGUAGAUAUUGGAUGCAUGCGAUAGUUGUGUCAGUUAUGUCUUUAGUAUGCUGGGUACAUAAGGCGCCAGAUCUAUACAGAUACGUUAAUCAAAUAAUAUCAAGGCGAGCGAAGGAGGCGCCACAAUUAAAUCCACCGUUGACGAAAAUCUACAAUGUUGAGAAUAAGCAUAUAAUGUGGAAUAAACCGACGCUGUUCUUCGAGGAUUGGGAACUACGUUACGGUCUAUGGAAACAUUUUCAGGGUACCCCUAGCAGAAGACAUCACAGUUUUUCGAAGUUGAAAACGCCGUACAUUAAUAUUAAAGCAUGAAUUUCUCAUUUAGAUUAC
Messenger RNA from Papilio polytes (common Mormon), 1623 nucleotides. RefSeq lists its product as uncharacterized. The record is from RefSeq and is a predicted model, not a curated record. Gene Ontology annotation, biological process: protein localization to plasma membrane. Gene Ontology annotation, cellular component: plasma membrane. The transcript has 3 exons. The coding region runs from base 10 to 1605 and encodes 531 amino acids. Lineage: Eukaryota; Metazoa; Arthropoda; Insecta; Lepidoptera; Papilionidae.